GCCAGCGUCGGCAGUCAUCAUUGAGUAUAACCUAGUCGUCAACUGCACGCGAUACACGUUUGCUCCAAUUGGAUUUCGUCAUCGUAAUUAAUUUGUUAUGUGUACCGAUGAUAUUCCGAUUUUUGGAUAAUUUUUUUCGCUCAUUUUUGUUCUCAGAAAAUUGGAAAAUUCUUGGGAACAAAAUUUUCGUGGAUUUUGCCAGUUUAUUUGGGAUUAAAUUUUGAGUUUAUAAUGGCCACUGUUGAAUCACUGGCUGAGAUUAAUGACGUGGUGCAGAUACUGCGACAAUGGGAGGAGGAUCACACAUCGCCGAGUUACGACCCCAUUCCUACACUCCAGAGAUUAGCUGAGAUCAUAGAACUGGAGACUGAGAACUACCUCAAGAUGGACCCAGAUCCAUUCGAUGAGAGGCAUCCAUCACGAACCGAUCCUGAGUGUAAUUUUGGUCACAUACUCAAGGUUUUGUUUCGUAAGGACAACUUUAUGACCAAGCUGAUAAACGACUACCUCCGAGACACCUACUGGUCUCGCGCAGGAAUCCAAGGUCGAGACGUUCGUAAACUGAACAUAGCAGCCUGCCGAUUGAUGCUGGACAUCCUCCCAGGUCUAGAAACCUCCGCAGUAUUCCAGCCGGACAUGGACGGCCUGAUCCACCGUCUCUUCACCUGGGCGGAGAAAUCCGUGGAGCCCCUCCAAAGUUACGCCACAGGGCUCCUCGCAGCAGCGAUGGAAGUCCAGGACAUAGCAACUGGUUUUCGCGAGCAGAACGGUCGAAUGGUCCCCCUGAUGCUCCAGCGCCUGCACAAGCUCCAGGAGAAGGCCCACGAGGACCGCCAGACAUCCUCCAACUCCCGUCCAUUCGCCCACUUCGGCCAGACACGAAACUCCUUCGGAGAUGGGGAGCACAAGGGGGUCCCAGGGAAGCGAAAAGUUCGUGACAAAAAGCGAGAGAAUGGAGUGGCCAAAAGCCCCAACGCCCUCUUCGGCUCUGAGGAGGAGGAGGCAGACAGUGCAGAGGAGACGCCCACUAAAAAGCUCAAAAGCGACCCAGAGGACCCCUCGACCUCAGUGAAACCCAUUUCCUACCCCGAGAUAAUGUCCCCACCCCAGUCGAUCCCAAAAUCCCAGAGUCACCCCAACAGCCAAACAACGCCUUCAAAACAGUCGACUCGAGCAACGCCUCCAAAAUUCACAGGGCCCUCUCGCUCGAGCGUCCCCAGAAGCCUCUCCCAGACCUCCUCGACCCCCUCGAUGCUCCUGGAAGGCAACUCCAACUCCUCCUGGGCAGAGCUCGAGUCCUACGUCAUUGGAAAUGUGCAGAUUCACCCACCAACCCUGGCCACUCGACAGAUGUUGAUCCUGAGAUAUUUAACACCGAUGGGAGAGUACCAGGAGUUCCUGGGCCACGUGUUCGAGCAGAGCGCCCUUGAGCUCAUCCUCAAGUACAUUAACGUCAGAGAAACCAAGGACAGUCGACUGGCCUUCGAGGCCCUGAAGUACCUAGCCUCCCUCCUCUGUCACAAAAAAUUCUCAAUAGAGUUUUUGAAUGUGGGAGGACUGCAGAAGCUGCUGGACGUACCGAGACCGAGUGUAGCUGCCACUGGGGUCUCCAUCUGCCUGUACUACCUGGCGUACUGCGAGGACGCCAUGGAGAGGGUGUGCCUCCUGCCGAAGCACAUAAUCUCUGAUCUAGUGACGUACGCUCUGUGGCUUCUGGAAAGAAGCCACGACUCUGGGAGAUGCCAUGCCACCAUGUUCUUUGGCUUUUCUUUUCCCUUCAAAGUCAUCCUCGAGGAGUUCGACGCCCAGGACGGUCUCAGAAAGCUCUACAACGUUAUAUCAACCCUCCCAAUUCUGAAUAUCGAGGAAGAGCCGACACUGAACGACGAUGAGGAGUGCGCAUCGAGGCAAAUAGUGAGGCACGUUGCAGUGGCUCUGAAAAGGUACAUGGAGGCUCACUUAUACCUGAAGGCUGAGCAGCUCCAGAGGAUGGAGAACGCCAAGGUCGAGAAGGACACCUGGCAGCCCUCAAUCCUCCCUUACAAAGCCUGCAAACUCUCCUCUGAGGAGGUCCAGUCGAAAGUGGAAAUCCUCCAGGAGCUGAUGAACUGCAGAGCCUCCUGGGCACCUGUGGAGGAGCUCCACAGACUGGGGGGCAUCACCCUCCUCCUCCAGAUCAUCGCUUUCGCACGUGAGUGGAACUACAACGGACGUGCCCACACGUCAUCCAGCGCUGAGACUGUUCGAUCGUGCCUGGAUGUCAUAGCCAUCUGUUCGGUUGUUCCUAAAGUCAUGCUGCUUUUGUGUGACAGAGUGGACAUGCCAGACAUGUCCAUGACGAUGGCGAUUAAUCUACUUCUGGCUGCUGCUGAGUGCGAGAUCAUUGCUGAUGCCGAUGUCCAGAGGGCUGCAUUGAGAGCUGUUGUCAACUGCGUAUGUGCACCCUUGAGCAGGGUAGGUGGAAAUCUAGCGAGAUUUUCUGUUGUUGGAUCUGCUAAGAAGAAAGCCAAUAUCCAGAACAGCGAGGAGAUCAUUCAGAAGGUCUGGGAGAGCGUCAGAUCGAACAAUGGGAUUAUGGUUUUACUUCAACUGAUGAUGGUGAAGACACCUAUCACAGAUGCCGACAGCAUAAGGGCUCUGGCUUGCAGGGCUCUGGCAGGAUUAGCAAGGAGUGAAAAGGUGAGGCAGAUCAUCUCGAAACUCCCGAUGUUCACCGAUGGGCAGAUCCAGGCGUUGAUGAAGGACCCCAUCCUCCAGGAGAAACGUCAGGAGCAUGUGACCUUUCAGAAGUACGCCUUGGAGCUGAUGGAGCGGGUCUCGGGGAAGGCAAAGCCCACUGGGGCUGAGUACGAGAUGUCCUUGGUCAGUCUCCAUCGUGCUAAUGUCGUGGCACAGACGAGGAUACAGUACAACGAGCAGCAGCUAAAUCAGCUGAUCUAUCAGCACUUGGUGUCCAAGGGGCUGACUGAGACUGCUGCGACCCUCCAACGAGAGGUCAACCUGGACUCUCACCCCAUUAUGAAGUCAGUGACUUGUUAUCAUCCUGUGACUUUCAGGAGUCCAGUGACUACCACACGCGCUGGAUUUUCCCCAGGAGCUCCAGUGAAUCUGUACAACACGAGCAGAUGCCCCAGAGAGGGCAACACUCGACCAAAUCCCCUGCAAACCCCGACAUCGUCGACUUCUCGAUUCAUCACUCACGUACCAAAUACAACUCCCACAGCCAGUCAGCCUUCGUCUAGAAUUAAAUUAUCAGAUUGUCUUAAUGCGAGUCCAGUUAAUAGUAAUAUUCAACCGAUGAAGCUGCAGAUUCAUCAGAAGAAACACAAUCAGCAGGAGAAACAUCAGACCUGCAGUUCAUUGUCCAGUUUGCAGACCAUUCUCCAGUCUCCCAGCACCUGCAGAUCACUGCAGAAACAAAUAUCGAGGGAUCCUGGUGGCGGUGGGGGGACACUGGCCACUGGAAACAUGUCGUCUAUCAUAAGUUUGGAUUCAAUUAUCACUGAGUACCUCACGAAUCAGCAUGCUCUCUGUAAGAACCCUAUGGUGACGUGUCCACAGUUUAAUCUGUUUGAGCCGCACAAGUGUCCUGAUCCCAGGGCGAAGAACUCAGCAGCCACCAACAUGACGAUGAGGGUCGCCAGGAGACAGCUGGGGAUCGAUGACAGGCGACUGGACAGAAGGCACAUCUACAGUAGAUUCUGCCCGGUCAAGUCGUUCCGUCCGGCUGACGUCGAGGGGACGUUCACCUGUUGCACUUUUACCCCUUGCCAGCAGUAUCUCAUGCUUGGUACUUACUCGGGGGAUGUUAAAAUGUAUAAUGCUAAUACUGGAAAUGAGGAGGCUACUUAUCAGUGUCACGAGUCCUACAUUUAUCACAUGGAGUGCAAUCGAAAGGGAAAUCUCAUGCUCACUUCGACUGCCUGGAGGAGCCCCAUGUCUGCGCUGUGGAGCAUUGGGGCCUUCUUCGAUAUGAAAAUGCCUUUUGAGAAUGAGGAUUACGUGGAGUUUAGCAAGAUGCAGGACAGGAUCAUUGGGACGCAGGGGGAGAGCGCUACGAUUUAUGAUAUUGCCAGUGGAAAGCUGUUGAACACGUUGACACCUUCCAUUUCGAAUCAGUAUACUAAGAAUAGGGCCACCUUCAGCAUGAAUGACGAGUUGGUGCUGAGUGAUGGGAUUUUGUGGGAUGUUAACUCUGGGAAGGAGAUUCAUAAGUUCGAUAAGUUGAAUCAGACACUCAAUGGGGUUUUCCAUCCCAAUGGGACGGAGGUGGUCUCCAAUACUGAGGUCUGGGACUUGAGGACUUUUCAUUUAUUGAAGACUGUGCCUGCACUGGAUCAGAUGAAUGUCAUUUUCUCGCCGAUUAAUCAUAUUAUUUAUGCGGUGUCGUUGGAUCAGGACACUGAGGACGAGUCGAAUUAUGUGACCUCGUUCAAGACACUGGAUGCGUUGGACUAUAGCAGUAUUGCUACUUAUGAUGUGAGGAGGUCCAUAUGCAGUCUGGCUUGUAAUAAAUAUGAUACGCAGAUUGCGAUUGUUGAGAAUCAGGGAGAGUAUGAUAGUGUUCAGGAGUCUUGUGUCAGACUGUAUGAUGUGGGGAGGAGGAGGGAUGAUGAGGAUGAGGCGGAGGAGGAGGAGGAGGAGGACAUGGAUGCUAGCGAUGAUGAUGGGUCGAACUCUGGAUCUGAUGACAAUAAUGAUGCAGAUGGUGAUAAUGCUGAUGCAAAUGGCGGGGACAAUGGUGAUGAUAUGAAUUUGAAUGAAGACAAUGGAGACGACGAUUCAAGCAUUGAUGGAGAUAAUUCAACGAAUGGCAGCGAUUACUCCCCCGACAUGGAUUUCUCCGGGGAAUAUUCCGACAUGGAUGAUUUUGAGAUACUCUUCUCGUGAAUCAAGGAUAAUAGAGGACGAAUCAAUGAAUAAGAACAUUUCACAUGAUUUUUGUUUCCAAAGAUGGAAAUUGGGAAAAUGUGGCCUGAUUAAUGAAGCUCAAUGGCUGUGUCUCUGAUUUUCCCUCAAUGUACUAUCCAAUGUGAACCAGUUGCCAGAUGUUUUCCUAUUUCGCCGGAUUGAUUGAUUUUUUUAUUUUGUUCGUUUCCCAUCGGGAUCGAGUGCAGAUGAGCAUUGUUACGAUAAAUGAACUUUUUUUCCCGGGGAAAAUGCAUUUUCAGGGGGUUUUCCUUUUCUCAUGAAAUCGGUGGAAUAAUCAAGAACGAUCAAGAAAAUGUAAGUGUAUAAAUUAAAUAA
Molecule: messenger RNA, 5247 nt
Organism: Diachasma alloeum
Lineage: Eukaryota; Metazoa; Arthropoda; Insecta; Hymenoptera; Braconidae
Gene: mahj
Product: DDB1- and CUL4-associated factor 1
Exons: 3
Coding region: 232-4890 (1552 amino acids)
Biological process (GO): protein ubiquitination
Cellular component (GO): nucleus; Cul4-RING E3 ubiquitin ligase complex
Molecular function (GO): protein binding
Source: RefSeq, a predicted model, not a curated record